Peromyscus californicus insignis is the source of this 1143-nucleotide messenger RNA. RefSeq names its product seminal vesicle secretory protein 5-like. NCBI's taxonomy places the organism in Eukaryota, Metazoa, Chordata, Mammalia, Rodentia, Cricetidae. The record is from RefSeq and is a predicted model, not a curated record. The transcript has 3 exons. The coding region runs from base 121 to 477 and encodes 118 amino acids.
CGAAGCUGACAUUUACAGAUAAGAAAGGUCAUUGCCUUUCAUAUCUUCAGGCAAAGCCUGUCAGGAAAUAUAUAAAGGAAAAGCUCAGCUCAGCUCUCAGCCAAGGCCCUUCCUGGCAAGAUGAAUCCUACCGGCUUCUUCCUCCUUACAGUGCUCCUGGUUCUGGUGACAGAAACAGCUUCAAGGAAAACCCGUGAAAAAUUCUCACAAGCAUUUGAAGACCACAUGGAUCUAAAGGCACUGGGGGACAGCGGAGGAUCCAGUUCUUCCCACGAUGAGUACAGCCGCAGUGAGAGCUCAUGGAACUCCUUUAAAUCGAGAAGUCCUGAACCCGCCUUCAGUGAGGAAGUCUAUGAGGAGAGGAAGCAUAAACACACUUCUGAGGGCGGCGAUCUUGGUUACAAGACCAGAGGAUCUCAAAGAGAAGACAUGAGCUCUUUCAAAAGCAGAAUGAAAACCCGGAUUGCUGGUAAAUAAUGUGUCCACUGGCAGCUGAAGACCUGGACCAAUAUGAAGGUGCCACCGAACUGAGAGAAGCCUGUGUUAUCUUCAGGAUGCAGACUCCCACAGGGUCCCAGAAACAGCCAUGGAUUUCACUUCCUUCUCACACUUUUUUUUCCUUAAGAUUCCUAAACCUGACAAUAUUCAAAUUCAACCUUUUCAAUUAAAAAAAAAGAUAUCAUUCUGCAUCAUUAUCUCCUGAAGUCUCCUGCUUUGGGGGCAUAGGGGCUGGGUGGGAUUCCUGAAAUUAACAGUUCUACAAGUAAAUAAAGUGACCUUCUGUGUCAGUACAGUGAAUCAUAUUCAAAGACACAUUUCCGACGUUCUGGAUGGAGACCCAUCAUUCAGUAGAAGUGCCACCAACCCUAAUCCCUGCCUGACCCUCUUCUCAGUGGGGCCUUAAACUGGCAACCUAGGAUAUGUCAGAGAAGACAUGUCCCAAUACACCGCUGAGAAGCCCUCAUCAGGAGCCUUCAGGUUCACCAGUCCACAGCAGCACAUCCUUAGGGUUGGUUCAAGAAUCUUGCUCAUUGAAUGGCUUCUUUUAAGAUUCAGCAUCCUCAGGGGUUGGGGAGAUGUCUCAGCACUUGGGAUCACUGACUGCUCUUCCAGAGAACCUGGGAUCAUUUCCCAGCAUCUACA